This is a messenger RNA of Pteronotus mesoamericanus, 5643 nucleotides long. RefSeq names its product NCK associated protein 5 (gene NCKAP5). Gene Ontology annotation, cellular component: microtubule plus-end. The coding region runs from base 1 to 5643 and encodes 1880 amino acids. The record is from RefSeq and is a predicted model, not a curated record. Gene Ontology annotation, biological process: microtubule depolymerization; microtubule bundle formation. NCBI's taxonomy places the organism in Eukaryota, Metazoa, Chordata, Mammalia, Chiroptera, Mormoopidae. The transcript is spliced from 17 exons.
AUGGAGGGAAAGAGACAGCUUGAGAAAAGGGACUUUGGAAAAAGGCUCUCUCUAGACAGCAGUCUUGUGGAAUACAUGGACUCCAAUAAAUACAUUGAGCAUCUGCUCACCCAACUUGAGGAGAAACACAGAAGUCUCUGGAGGGAGAAGCUGGCUGUGGCCCGACUGCAGCGAGAAGUUGCCCAAAGAAGAAGUGAGGGGGCCAUGCAUGAGAAGCUGAUACAUGAAUUGGAAGAGGAGAGACACCUACGUCUUCAGAGUGAGAAGCGGUUGCAGGAAGUAACACUGGAGUCUGAACGCAACCGAAUUCAGAUGCGUGGACUGCAGCAGCAAUUCUCCAGGAUGGAAGAAACAGUACGAAAUCUAUUGCAGACUCAAGGAUCUCCAGACCAGAAAAAAGAAGAAACUGUUAAUAUAAUGGUCUAUCAGGAAAAGCAGUCAGAGGAUGAGAGAAAACACAAAGAAUCUUUGGAAGAUCUUCACAUGGUGGUGGACGAAGAUGCAAGGAGUGAAAGCAGCAGUGCAGAUGAGGGGAAAGAAAAGACCAAAUUGCUGUUACAAAGGUUGAAAGCUCUAGAGGCAGAGAAUUCAGCAUUGGCUUUGGAAAAUGAAAGUCAAAGGGAACAGUAUGAGAGGUGCCUCGAUGAGGUAGCCAACCAAGUUGUUCAAGCUCUACUCACGCAAAAGGAUCUAAGGGAGGAGUGCGUAAAGUUGAAAACAAGAGUGUUUGAUUUGGAACAACAGAAUCGAACGUUAAGUAUUCUAUUCCAACAGCGGCUCAGACCAACUUCUGAUCUGCUUCUGCAGAAACUUCACUCUCGCAUCUUAGAUCUGUCAUCCGGAGAUUUGCUCUCUGAGGUGGAAAGAAGCCAAAGUCUGAUACAGUCGCGAACUGAUGUUGAGAUGCAUGAAUGCCGGUUGAACACAAAACCAGGAACCCCUGCUCUGAAAUGCCCUGGCCUGGGGGUUGUCACCCCUGCUCAUCUCUGCCCACACAAUAGCUGCAGCAGCAGUGAACUGUCUCUGUCGAGCACCUGCAGCGAGUACUCCAGCGGCUCCUCCUACACGUGGCAUGAUGGGAAGAACCUCAGGAAAGGGCCAUCAUCACAAAACUGGGAUAAAAGGCUAAGUAUUGAUUCUUCACUCCCAAGUGGCUUUGCUAGUCCUACAGAUGAACUACCUCCAACUCGUAUCAAGGAAAGCCACAUUUUGGAAGGACUAAGAAAGCUACAGAAGCGGAGAGUAUUACUUGAGCCUCCAUCAGUGAUAACCAAAUGGGGUUAUAAAGAUUGCAUGAAUUCAAAUGAAGGAAUAUAUUCUCCAGGAAUUAAGAGUAGCAGCCUCCAGGAGUGUCCCCCCUGCAAACCAACGGACAUGGAGGGCCCCUGCAAGGAACCCCACAAGGUGUUUGUGUAUGACACAGAUUCUCAUGAUGAUGCUGAUGAGGACUCUUCCUCCUUGGCAUUGAAUCAAGCCUUUCCAAACCAGUCCUGCAGGCUGCAUGGUUGUAAAUUAACCCAUAGUGUUUCUGACAGUCUAUUUGGCUGGGAGCUGAAUGGAAAACGCUUUUCAGAAGGCACAUCCUCGGUUUACCCCAGAGAAAGGCCUGAACAGCUGAGCACUUGUGCCAGCAGCUGUCCUUUGGAGAGGAAGCUGUGCCCAAUUGCGCAGGCGCCUCAGGUGCAGAGGGAGAGGGGUCCUCACAGCCAGGGCCACAGCAAUCUCCAGCUUUCAGACACUGAUGACAAUGAAACCCUUGAUGAGUUGCAUAUAGACAGCAGCGAUGAGAAAAGCCCUUCAGACUUGUCAUUGACUGCUGACACCGACAAGUCUACGGAGGACCUGGACACCCUCAUGGGACUUGGAAAAUCUCAACUGGGGUCUCCUAAUGAGGAGAAAAAACAAAUGCCCAUCCACUUAGAGAGUAGGCCAAAGACAUUUAGUUUCAUAAAGCAGCAAAGGGUUGUCAAAAGGACUUCUUCAGAAGAAUGUGUUACUGUAAUAUUUGAUGCUGAAGAUGGUGAACCCAUUGAAUUCAGCUCUCACCAGACGGGUGUUGUCACUGUUACCAGAAAUGAAAUUUCCAUCAAUCAGGGCCCAAGCGUACCCAAGGCAGAACACACUGAACCUUUACCUCAGGGAAUUGCUCACUCACAGCCAGGGGCUGCUGCCAGAGACUACACUUGUAUAAGGAGACCUGAAGAGGAACCUGAGAAAAACAUUCCAAAGGACGGUGCAGAUAAUCUCGCUGAGGCACCCACUGAUUCUUUCAGCCCCAGGACAGUAACACAAAAUACUCAGAAACAGAAAUUGGCCAAACCAACACAUAAUAUGUCAUGCCAGAGUAAUUAUAGAUCUUUGAUAUCCAUGGGUAUCUAUGAGAAGCAAAGUCUGACAAAAAUACCUGCCAGGGGCAAGGCUUCACCUCAAAAAUCAAAAAUAAUGGAGCCUGAAGUCUCCACUAGAGGCCCCUCGUCUGGCCCUGUGACUCUUGAAAACUCACCAGCCUUGGCUCCUGGGAAACUCUCCCGGUUCAAGAGGACUGAAGGCCCAGGGCACCUCUGGGACGUACAGCCAGACUCACACAUUCCAAAACACAGCUCUCGAACGCCUGGCAGGAGGGGUGCGGUCCAGUGCUCCAAGAGUCAGCUUUCAGCAUCACAGUUGCUGUCAAGGCCCCUCAUUGAGCCUGGUGACGAUGGGGAACCCCUCAAGGGGGAGAGACACUGUGACCCUAGGCCAGAGGCAAGAGUGAAAUCGCCUUCUCCCCCACCCCCUCCAGGCCGGUCAAUCUCCCUGCUCCUCAGGCCCAGUUAUGACUAUUUGCCACCACCUUCAUCUGCCAAGCCUGAAACCAGCAUUGCUGAUGAAACAGCAAGGACUGCAUUCAAACCACUCCCUCCAAAAGGAUCCUCUGCUCCUAUUAUUUCUUCUAAUCAGACAGAAGUGCAGGGGAAGAAACCUUCUGUGGCCUUCAAAAAGCCCAUCUUGACUCACCCCCUGCCCUCCACAGAAACAGUGAUUCAAACCAGAUGCUCUGCUCAUACCCCCUCUAGCUCUCUUGUUAUGAUGGCCCCAGGGCCUCCAAAGGUCUCUCCAAAGAGAGGUGUCCCCAAAGCCCCACCUCAUCAAACCCUUGGGACCACACAAACAGACACAGGGUUACAGAUUUCCAAGAAUAGUCCUUCAGCCCAUGAACCUCUGGACAUAUCAUCCUCCAAAAGUCUGUCUCCAAGAAGAAAAGGACAAUUGAGUGACAGUGUCCCCACAUCACACAAGCCUUCCUUCUUAGGGGUAAACGAGUCACUAUCAUCUCAGGUUAACAGUCCCUCGCCAUCCUCUAAAAGCCAUAAUGCCCCACACGGCUGUCAGAACACUCAUGAGAAAAGUUUGAAAACUCGCCUCCCAGUUGGGCUCAAAGUUCUCAUGAAGUCUCCCCAGUUGCUCAGGAAAAGUUCCACAGUGCCAGGGAAACAUGAAAAAGACAGUCUCAAUGAAGCCUCUAAAAGUUCGGCAGCUGCGAGCAAGUCAAAGCCAGAACAUUCCGGGAGUCCAACGAGCCUUGAGGCCACAGUAGAUGAAAGACCUGUGACUCCUCUGGGUUUACAAGCACAAGACAGUUUGACCGAAGGGCUUCCCCUGGAAGCAACAAUACCAGAGUCAUUGGAAAAUCACAUCCCUGGGGCUGACGGAAAGGAUGGAAUAGAAAACAGGUCUGUAAAAAGAUCUCUUUCCUCCAACAAGCCGCAUCUAAAACCAGCUUUAGGCAUGAACGGAGCUAAAGCCCGCAGCCAGAAUUUCAGUGCUCACUCAGGUGAGAAGCCCACCACGCCCCCCAUGGAAGGGCCAGGCAAAGUCCGAACUCAGAUUAUUACCAACACUGCAGAGAGAGGCAAUUCUCUGACCCGGCAGAGCUCCUCCACGGAUGGCUCUCCCAGCAAGACCCUUUCGGCCCCCAUGUCUGACAGCCUUCCCAGUGCUGCGAGGGCCUUGGGCCAUGCCCCCUCGAGGCAGGGCUCCCUGGGGAGCACAGGUAGCUCUAGCAGCUGGCACGGAAGCCCUAGCAAGCUGCCUUUGAGGAUUCCUCCAAAAUCUGAAGGGCUCCUCACGCCGCCUGGACCUGAAGACCAGCAAGCCUAUGUCCAGAGAGGAUGCCCCAGUGUGGCUGCACCUGCAGAACCAGAAAGGGACCUCUGCAGGUGCCCACCCGCCCCAACAGACUGCCUCCGAGGCCUGCAGAGCCCAGGAAGGACAGAGUGCUCAGGCAGUUUUGAAACAAGCAGGACCCCCAAGCUAGAAACUUCUGGAAUCUAUCCAAAUACUUCUAUAGCCAGGGCUAAUACUGUGAGCCCAGAAGCCCCCCUCUCACCCACAAUCGAAGAAAAGGUCAUGUUGUGCAUUCAAGAGAAUGUGGAAAAGGGCCAAGUGCAAACAAAGUCCACAUCUGUGGAAGCGAAGCCAAGGCCUGGGCCUUCUUUCGCCAGCUGGUUUGGUUUUCGGAGGAGUCGACUUCCCGCUCUCAGUAGCAGGAAAAUGGACGUCUCCAAAACCAAAGUGGAAAAGAAAGAUGCAAAGGCCUUGGGCUUUGGAAAUAAGCAGUUAAAAUCAGAGAGAAAAAAAGAGAAAAAGAAGCCUGAGCUCCAGUGUGAGGUAGAAAAUGAGCUUAACAGGGAUACAGAGCUGGCAGAUCCUAUCAAUGGGAGUUUACAAAGCAAAAAUAAUCUGAAAACACCACAGGACAUUUACGACCAAAUGAAGUUUGAACCGAGAAAUAGACUUAGUCCUGUUCCAUGUUCAACAAAAGAUACCUUUAUGACAGAACUUCUGAACAGAGUUGAUAAGAGAGCAGCUCAACAGACAGAAAGUGGAUCAAAUAAUGUUUCCUGCAGGAGUGUGUUAAAGGGCAGCUCCCAGGGCUCCUGUCUCACCAGCAGCUCUAUCAGCGCUCAAGGAAACCACAAGAAAAACAUCAGAACCAAAGCCGACAUGGAAAUACCGAAAGGGUCCCUGAUAAAAAAGGCAAAUGAAAACCUGCAAGAGGAUGAAGAUACAGUUGUAGAUUCUGCAUUUCAGAGCCACAUCAUAGAAUCAAACUGCCAGAUGAGGACCCUGGACAGUGGGAUCGGAACCUUCCCGCUACCAGACUCGGGAGCUCGCUCAACAGGACGGUACAUAUGCCAGUCAGACUCCCCAGAGGACACUGAGCCCAUCCUGUGUCUCCAGCCAGCCCUUUGUGCAACACCUUCCAUCCGAGCCCAGACCCUUGAAAGGAAAGUGCCUUCCUCCACCGACAGCCAGGGCUCUGCAGACAACGCCAUUGUUCAUUCCACAUCCGACCCCAUCAUGGCUGCCAGGGCAGUGCGACCUCUUCAGAGUCGCCUCCCCAAACCAGCCUCUGCAGGAAAAAUCAAUUCCCAAAAGGAGAAUGAAGCAGAGGCAAGGCCUCAGACUUGCUCAUCAUUUGAAUAUGCUGAAAACACCAUGGCCAAGGAGCUCCUUCCAGACUGGAGGGCUGAAGACCCCCCUGGAGACACCCAGGACAAGGUACCCAGAAUGUGUUCAUACUCUGCCAGCGGUGGCAGUGAUAGUGACAGUGACCGGACUAUGGAAAUAAUGGUUUUGGAGCUGGAAGGGGCGAGUUAG